AUGACUUCAUUGAUUCGAACCGAUAGACACAUAUCUAAUGCGGCUAAUAACACGGACUCGUACCGAUUAUUAAGGGGUCGUACUAGUGUUUGGAAAACGGCUCCGGAUGCACGAUUGAUGCCGUACUUGGAGCAAGCCGAAUUUGGGUCAGCAGCACUGAUCCGGUCCUCCGACGUGCACUAUGAUUUAAUAUCUGCGCUAGUGGAGCGGUGGCGCCCAGAGACCCACACUUUUCAUUUUCCGUGCGGGGAGUGCACAGUGACCUUAGAGGAUGUUGCAAUGCAGCUUGGGCUCCCAAUUGACGGGAGUCUCGUAACGGGAGUAUCUUCAUUUACCGAUCCGGCUGCAUUUUGUUAUGAGCUCCUGGGGGACUCGCCAGGGGACUGUGAGAAAAAUUUUACGGGCUUACAAUUUACAUGGCUAAAAGCCAAAUUUGGACAAUUAUCAGCCACUACCACUGAAGGUGAGUUGAUGUGUGCUGCUCGAGCGUACAUCAUGCAUAUCGUAGGGGGAGUAAUCAUGCCUGAUGCAAACAACGACAAGGUGCAUUUGAUGUAUUUGCCCCUAUUAGCUAAUUUGUCCACUGUUAGCUCGUAUAGUUGGGGCUCCGUCGUUCUAGCAGUGUUGUACCGGGAGCUUUAUCGGGUGACAAACCCGGAUGUUGUAGACAUUGGCGGAUGCCUCCCACUGCUGCAGUCCUAG
This is a messenger RNA of Gossypium raimondii (Peruvian cotton), 702 nucleotides long. Its product is annotated as protein MAINTENANCE OF MERISTEMS-like. Gene Ontology annotation, biological process: meristem development; meristem maintenance. The coding region runs from base 1 to 702 and encodes 233 amino acids. The transcript is spliced from 2 exons. NCBI's taxonomy places the organism in Eukaryota, Viridiplantae, Streptophyta, Magnoliopsida, Malvales, Malvaceae. The record is from RefSeq and is a predicted model, not a curated record.